Messenger RNA from Osmerus eperlanus (European smelt), 732 nucleotides. RefSeq names its product hypocretin (orexin) neuropeptide precursor (gene hcrt). NCBI's taxonomy places the organism in Eukaryota, Metazoa, Chordata, Actinopteri, Osmeriformes, Osmeridae. Bases 63 to 476 code for a protein of 137 amino acids. Gene Ontology annotation, cellular component: perinuclear region of cytoplasm. Gene Ontology annotation, molecular function: type 1 orexin receptor binding; type 2 orexin receptor binding; neuropeptide hormone activity. The record is from RefSeq and is a predicted model, not a curated record. Gene Ontology annotation, biological process: temperature homeostasis; neuropeptide signaling pathway; sleep. The transcript is spliced from 2 exons.
GACAGUCAGGUCCCCUAAGUGGAGAGUCGAGAGCACCAGCGGACCCCGCAGCCAAGCUGAUCAUGAUGUGGUUUUCUCCCAUGAAGCUUCAGACAACCGUGGCCACAGGAGUGGAACCCCCUCCCACCAGGAAACUCAAGCUCCUUUUCCUGGUUCUCCUCGUGUCUCACCUGGCCUGUGACGCCCAGGACAUAUCCGAGUGCUGCAGGCAGAACCACCGCACCUGCCGCCUGUACGUGCUGCUGUGCCGCCCGGGGAGCGGGGCGAGAGGAGUCCUGGUGGGCGACGCGGCUGCUGGCAUCCUCACCCUGGGGAAACGAAACGGAGAAGAGCAGCGCUUCCAGAGCCGACUCAAUCAACUCCUCCACGGGUCCCGCAACCAGGCGGCAGGGAUCUUGACAAUGGGAAAGAGGACAGCUGAAUACUUCCUGAUGCCCGUGUCAGCGACGGUCACAUCAGCUGCACUGGCUGUUUAAAGUUGAUGGAUGUAAUAUAUGGCUGCCCUGAUCAAUGGCUACUGUUUGUCAAAAGAUAACAGUAGACCUACUCUUCCAUGGAGACAAGCCCUCUGUUAUCUGUCCCCCCACCCCCCCCCCUCUCUAUAUUGAUAUGAACAUACAUGUUAGAGAAGAUUUAUUUUUCUUGUUGAUGACAUCAAGUCAAGUGUACAACUUGUUUCUGUAAAUAGUGUAAAUGACCUGAACGAUGUAAUAAAAUGUGGUGAUGCUUAUA